Arachis duranensis is the source of this 1799-nucleotide messenger RNA. RefSeq names its product probable E3 ubiquitin-protein ligase LOG2. Gene Ontology annotation, molecular function: ubiquitin protein ligase activity. Gene Ontology annotation, biological process: protein ubiquitination. The transcript has 3 exons. The record is from RefSeq and is a predicted model, not a curated record. The coding region runs from base 389 to 1516 and encodes 375 amino acids. Lineage: Eukaryota; Viridiplantae; Streptophyta; Magnoliopsida; Fabales; Fabaceae.
ACUUUAUUUUUCAUCCCAUCCAUUUGCUCCAUCAAUGGUGUUUCUCAAGCUGGCUGAGUGGAGCUUUACGCAACCCCAAUUACACCCACCACAACGAAUCUCUAAUUUCUUUCUUUCUUUCUGUUCUUCCAUUUCUAUGCAAAAUACCCACUCACCAUCAUUUCCCAUCCCCUGUUCUUUUCUUUUCCACCUCUCUCUCACAACAUCCCUUACAUUUUCACAUGGAUCAACAACACCCUUUCAAUUUCCACAUCAAAAUCAAAUACCCAAUAAGUUUAACCCUCAAUUCUUCCAAUCCAACCUCAUUUUUCUUCCAAUUCAGCUCCGAAGUUUCAAUUGGUAGCUCUAGCAGAAGAAAAACGGGGAAAGGGUUUUUGAGAGUGAUCAUAUGGGUAACAUAGGAAGUAGUAGUGCCAGCAACCGCAGAAGACACGGUGGUGGCGGUGGCGGAAGUGGACGGAGGAUCCAUCCUCCACCUCCUCCUCCGCCGCCGGUGACGCCACAGCCGGAAAUCACAGCCAAUCGGUUCGUGUACCCUGCUGCUGCGACUCCAUAUCAUAACUAUCCCGGUUAUUAUCCGCCGCCGGUGCCUUUGCCGGCACCCUAUGACCACCACCACCGGCCCGCGGCGGUGGAGCCGAUGUGGGGGCGGUAUCCUCCGCCGGCAGCGCCUAUGCCUCCGACGCCGUAUGUGGAGCACCAGAAGGCGGUUACUAUAAAAAAUGAUGUGAACAUCAAGAAGGAAACUUUGAGGAUUGAAGCUGAUGAAGAGAACCCUGGGAAGUUCCUUGUUUCAUUCACAUUUGACGCCACCGUUUCUGGGAGCAUUACUAUACUUUUCUUUGCAAAAGAAGGUGAAGGCUGCAUCCUUACUCCAAUGAAGGAAGAUUCUCUUCCACCUGUGACUGUACAUUUCCAGCAAGGUCUUGGCCAGAAGUUUAGGCAGCCAGCUGGAACUGGUAUUGAUUUUUUGCAAUUUGAGGAGUCCGAGUUAUUGAAAGUGGGAGAGAUGGAUAUCUAUCCUCUAGUAGUUAAGGCAGAUGCAAUGUUGGGCGAUCAUGACGGAUCAAAUGAGACUCCAAAGCAUGGAUCAAAUGAAACUCGAAAUGAAGGAUCUAAUGAAACUCCAAAUGACGGACCUAAUGAAACUCCAGUAACAGGUAUUACAAACUCGCAGAUAACAAAAGCAGUGUUUGAGAAGGAGAAAGGGGAAUUCCAGGUGAAGGUUGUCAAGCAGAUCUUGUGGGUGAAUGGAUUGAGGUAUGAGCUGCAGGAGAUAUAUGGCAUUGGAAAUUCAGUGGAGAGUGAAGUGGAUGGAAAUGACCCAGGAAAAGAAUGUGUUAUUUGUCUGUCAGAGCCCAGGGAUACGACUGUCCUUCCUUGCCGUCACAUGUGCAUGUGUAGUGGAUGUGCGAAGGUUUUGAGGUUCCAGACAAAUAGGUGUCCAAUCUGCAGACAGCCAGUUGAGAGGCUUCUGGAGAUCAAGGUUGGGGCAGAAGCCGAACCUCAGGAGUGAAGAAGAUGAAGAAGACAGUGAUAGUUGACUCAAGCUUCCUGUACAGUCCAAACUCCAAAUUGUGUUAUAUAUAUAUACUUGAUAGUUUGCCUUACUUUCUGGGUUUUUCCCAAUAAUCACCCCAAAAAGGGGGUAAAAAAAUUCUAAAAAAGGAAUCUAUUUAUGACAUAUUCUGUGACAUGGUCAAGCGGCUGGCAUUGCACCUGAGUUUGUAAGCUAAUGCCUCCACCAUGCUUAUUUGAUUUUGGCUUCCCUUCUAAAAUAUAAUUGAAUGCUUUUCUCA